CAGUGCUGAUCGCUAAGAUAAAAAAAAGAAGAAAAAUAAAAAUCCGCGCGCGCCGAUUGAAUCUGUUUCUGAUCGGUUUUGUAAAUAAACCACAUUUGCACUUAUGGCGCGGCAGAUCGAUCACCUCAGCCGUAGCGAUGACACGUACUUGGUUUCGGAGGAUUCGUCUGCGCUUGACAUCGACAGUAAAAAGGAAGAUUAUGGCGACGGGGAGAUCGACGCGCCUGCCAUUUUUUUGUGCGGAAAAUGCAGACUGCCUUUCGGAGACUCGCUGUCAUGGGCCGGGAGCGACGACGAGCAGAACCAGAUCCUGCUAAAGCGUGUUAAUGAGAACAUUGUGGUUGGCAAGGAACCUUUUGUCUAUGGCACAAAUGAAGAACAAAGAUGCCUCGCUGUGAAUCUCACCUGUCGGGGGUGCAGCGUCAAGCUUGGACAUAUGUACAUGUCCACUCCAAAAUCACUGGACUACAAAAGGUCCAUUUUCUGUCUGAUGGUUGAAAAUAUUGAGAGCUAUGUUUUAGGCUCUUCUGACCAGCAGGUGGCAGCAGUGGACAGUGAAGAAAGGCCCGUUACACUAGAGUACAUGGAUAAUGUUGAGCGACAGAUGACAAAGAUAAAAUCUCUAGCAGUGACAAUAGGACAGCGGUUGUUGGAGAUCGAAGUUGACCUGCAGGGCAAGUUGAGGACGACUUAAAAGUGAGCUCCACACAAGCCUAGAUUCGUUCUUCAGGUGUUUCUCUGCUAUUCCUGCCCCAAGGCUUUGCUACAAUAUACGAUAUUUGUUUGCACAAAUGUGAAAAUCUGGAAAUGAUAUCCAUGUCAAACCCAUAACACAAACCAGAUUGUUAUUAAUGUUGUUUGCUGUUGUUUAUCACUAUCUAUUGGUUCUGUUUUCUAUUGUUCACGUGAGGAUAAACUCAUGUUCAAUAAUCCUGUGUAUUAGGUAAAUAAAGAUUGUUCCCUGAU
Messenger RNA from Silurus meridionalis, 966 nucleotides. It is a transcript of the gene mis18a, whose product is annotated as MIS18 kinetochore protein A. The record is from RefSeq and is a predicted model, not a curated record. Gene Ontology annotation, biological process: chromosome segregation; CENP-A containing chromatin assembly. NCBI's taxonomy places the organism in Eukaryota, Metazoa, Chordata, Actinopteri, Siluriformes, Siluridae. The transcript has 5 exons. Gene Ontology annotation, cellular component: chromatin; nucleus; chromosome, centromeric region. Bases 104 to 694 code for a protein of 196 amino acids.